Torulaspora globosa is the source of this 3258-nucleotide messenger RNA. RefSeq lists its product as uncharacterized. The record is from RefSeq and is a predicted model, not a curated record. Bases 1 to 3258 code for a protein of 1085 amino acids. The transcript has a single exon. Lineage: Eukaryota; Fungi; Ascomycota; Saccharomycetes; Saccharomycetales; Saccharomycetaceae. Gene Ontology annotation, molecular function: protein binding.
AUGAUCACGCAGCUGAGAAGAGAGCAAGUGUAUCACGACGGUGGCCGGGAGGAGAGUGCAACUGGCAAUUGUAACGAGGAAGUAGAUAUGUUGGAAUCUGAUAUGUUGAAUGAUUUUUUGUUCAGAUCCGCAGAGGGCAGGGGAAACGUUGACGGUAGUGAGAAAGGGUUGGGAAGUGGCCGUAACGAGGAUGAGGAUGCGAUAUUUGAUGCUUUCAUCAAUACCGACUCUCUGGAUGGCGGUGCGGGGGUCGCAAACGGGUUGGUGUUGAAUCCGAGAUUCAAUGCUGGUGGAGAUGUGUUUCAGCAGCCUGCUUUCUCGAUGACCUCCGCUCAGUUAGACUGUCGUCUGGUAGGUAACGAUGGCAUCGUUUCGGAUCCUAAUUCACGCUCGCCUACUCCCAUCUCUGACUCUGCCGGAUACCACAGGCAGUGUCAGGAGACUGUGGAGAAGUCGCUGGUCUUUGGCAGGACAGAGCCUUUGCAGACUUCUCCUGUCGACCCUACGGAAUAUGUGAACCUGGAUGAAACUAGUUUGCCCUACAAACUGUCGGUCUAUGGAUUGCCCGAGGUAUCUCGUGUGGAAAAUCAGAUAAAACUCACCUUGAAGAUUGAUCCAUCCAUGAGGCCCUGUAUGGUCCAUCUCCCAUCAGACUGUAUCGCGAGACAGAAGUUUUACCUUGAAAAAGAUGUCAAACAGUAUCCCCAGGAGUUUCAAGACCAGUUGAUAUAUGUUGAGGCGUUCCUUCUGUGUGCAACUUCCAAUAAGACUACUUUUGUUUGCGCAAGGUGCGUCAAGAGGGAACACAGAAGAGCUUCGAGGAGGAAAUCUGGUUUAAGCGAUAAUGUUCUUUGGUGUAAUAACAACAAUAGAAGAGCUAUUAUUUUCAAUAACAAGCAGAUUUUUGUCACCAAGGAGGCCGAUCGCGACAGAUCUUCAACGGAAUUCGAUCUUACAGCCCGAAUCGUUUGCUACUGUCGGCACCAUAAAUCCCCUGAAGGAUUCAAGAUUCUCUUUAUUUUGAAGAAUUCAACGGGGCAGGUCCUGGCAAAGAACGUCACUAGCUCCAUCGUGAUUAUGGAUAAGAAACCUAGUAACGCUACAACCGAAUCGCCGAUAAUUGCGCAGUGCAAUAGCAACACGGAUUCUGGCUUGGACACUGCGGGCGAGGUUUUCUCUAAUGCCAACUCUAGUGACAGGCCAGCUACUACUUCUGCUAGCGAUAAUGGGAAUCAGGAAAUACAAUUCAACUCAGGAAAAUACUUUGCUAUGACAGAUAUAUCCCCUUUGAAAAUGGAGGCAGACCUGAACAUGCGGUUGGCGUUACCAAAUGGACCAAUGCUGUCCCCCACCUCUAUGAGUGAAGAAGGAUCAGAAGCUCAGGCUUCAGCGGUAGAAAGUAGAAGGCUUUCACAUCCAAUUGGCUCUGUUUCAACUCCAGCCGCUGUAGCUCGGACGGAGAAUUACCAACGGAAAAGACCACGCAAUGAGGGCGUGCCUGACAACAGUUUGAUGUCACGAAGAACAUGGUCAAACUCAUCCUUGUCGAAAAGCGUUUCAAGCUCUCAAGUUAUUUCACAACCAUCUUCGCAGGUGCUGCGAACAAUGCCCGAUUUCUUGUCCACUCCCAACCCUGGUCAGCCAUCAAUUCAGCGUGUGAUACCAGCGCAGGGGCCAAUCAAUGGAGGUAUUGAGAUCACUUUACUAGGAACAAAAUUCAAAGAUGGACUUCUUGUUAAGUUUGGAGAGAACAUAGCUCUCUCCACCCAAUGUUGGAGCAAGACAACAAUGGUCACAUAUUUGCCUCCUGCAUCUUGUGCCGGUCAAGUUUUUGUGACAGUGAUUGACCCUGAUGACAAUAAUUUAGUCGAGACACAUCCAAGUAACAAGGCAGUUUUUACUUAUGUGGAUGAUACUGACAGGCAAUUGAUUGAAUUAGCACUUCAGAUAGUCGGUUUGAAAAUGAAUGGUAAGUUAGAAGAUGCUCGGAAUAUCGCCAAGAGAAUUGUUGGCAAUGACGCCGGUUCCAAUUCAUUAAGUCCUUCCAACAUCUCACCAGGUAACAAUUCGGCUACCAAUCAAUCAUCUACCCACAAGAACAUCGGUUACUCUGACGAAUUGCUACUUGUGAAGGUGGUUAAAUCUUUACAUGUCAAUUCUAAUCUGUCCAUGUGCGACAAUUUAGGUCGUACCUUACUUCAUCUGGCAUCUCUCAAGGGCUAUAGUAGUUUAUGUUCAACUUUGAUCAAAAACGGUGCUCGUGUCAACGAUAAAGAUCUGUACGGUUUUACUCCACUUCAUUUUUCAUGUGUUAGUGGUGAUCUAAGGGUCAUCCGCUUGCUGGCGGAGUGUAAAGCAGAUCCUUCCAUUAAAGCCUGCAAUUCCGUUACAGCAAAACAGUUAUUCAUUGCCAAUCAUAAAUCGAAGAUUGGGCUGAACCAUUACUUCAAAGAGGUCACUGAUCUUUUAGACGACCUUGAAGCGACGAAUAUCUUCAGGAGCAAUAGCAGAAAAAUGUCAGAUUCCAGCUUCCAUUCGAGCGUCUUUGAGAACGAAUCCUUAUGCUCUUUGGACAACAUUAAUGCUGGUAUAAAAACGUCAGGAAUCAGCAGGGAUGAAGACCGAUCGGAUUACAAUGAAAGUGAUUUUGAAGAAGAUGGAGACGAAAGUCUGCUUACUGGAGACGAGGCCGAAGAAGCGGCUGAUCCCAAUGUGGGAGACAACGAAAAUAAAAAGAUCGUUAAGAAAGGAAGGAAAAAUGGUAUGGAUAAGUCGUUACUAAACCGAAUGCUUCAUUAUUUGAAUGACGAGCUGCCCAAAUACGAGGAUUUGUUUCCUGGAUCUCAUGAAACUGGCGAAGACAAAAUCGAACCAGCCAUCGUGGAAACUCAGGGUAGCGAGCUUCAAGCGGAAGCAGCAUCCACUACAGAAGAUUUUCAAACGUCUUCUGAAGAUGAAGAGGAUGCCCUCCAACAGGGCUUCAACGGCUUCUUCCAGCAAAGACAGAACUUUCAGAACGAUAAAAUGUUACUGUUUUUCUGGCUUCCACUCACAAUCGUUCUUCUGACAUGGUACGUUUUUUACAGAUUCGGACAAGAAGACGACAUUGUUCAUUAUUUCACCAGGAUGGUUUCAGAAUAUCUAAGGAUGGUACUGGCCAAGAUUUUGCUAGGAAACGAAAGGAUGAAGACGGCAUUCAAGGAACAACUUACGAUGAUUCAAAAUACUGGUAUUUUGAAUGAUUUCAUAGUAACUUGA